Messenger RNA from Tribolium castaneum (red flour beetle), 5717 nucleotides. RefSeq names its product pico (gene pico). Bases 1621 to 4788 code for a protein of 1055 amino acids. Gene Ontology annotation, biological process: signal transduction. NCBI's taxonomy places the organism in Eukaryota, Metazoa, Arthropoda, Insecta, Coleoptera, Tenebrionidae. The transcript is spliced from 6 exons. The record is from RefSeq and is a predicted model, not a curated record.
UUCUAAUCGACAAGUCAAUAUUUGUUUUCUUGCGAAACUGUACGAGUUGUUUUGACGGGGAUUAUUCGAGGGAUAAUUUAUGGGUGCUUUUGUCACCGAUUCGCUCAAGACCGCGUUUUUGUAACUACAAUAGCCGAGAAAAUGCAUUUCCACUGUUUGUCGUCGAGUGGAUGAAAUUGAUCGGAAGUGACGUCAGUCCGAUAUCUCGCAACGAAUAAGAUUAUUAGUUUUUUGUCCGUUUCCGGUUAAUUCAAUUGGAUAAAGUGCGCUAAGCACUUGAAACUGUCUUAGUUCAUGGUUUUGCGGUCAUCUAUUUUGGCAGCCACUGGAGUGAGUAAAUAAAAACUCAUUCUGUGCAAAAUUUCCCAGCAAGUCGACAAUAAAGCGGUUGAACACCGCUGUCAACAACUCAAGUGUCGAGUCCUUGAAACAAAUUGCUUUAUAUCGUUUGUCAUUCCGGCGACAAUAUAACAGCAACCCUUUUAUGAUCCCGUCCCUCGCGCUUCAGGUUGGUUGUUGGUAUUUAUUUUUCUAAGCGCGCGAUUUCCGUUCCUAAUCACAGCGUUGCAUUCGAAUCGAAGUGUGCAUAGACCGGAUGUUCUUUAAUUCGUCCCUUGGGACUUCCAACUUCCGGUAGAUCAUUGUUACCAAAGCCAGAUGUUGCUAGGUUCUAUUUAAAUAUUAGACGCAGAUGCGGUGCGACAUUUUGGCGGUUGUAAUCGAAUCCGAUUGGCACACUUGACCCUGUGGUGGGGGUUGAUGACCCUCUUCACUACUCACAUUCAAAGGAACGCGGCCACGAGCUAUCGACCGAUUUUACACGGGACGCGGAAUUCUGACCCUGAAUUGCGGAUGAUGGGCGAGCUCUAUUCACUUUUUAUGACUGUUGUCCUAAAUCCGGGAACGUGUUGCUCCUGCCCGCCCCUAACAGGAUCAAUUUAUUACGUGAUUAUCCUUGGGUUAUCCUGAGAUACGGACCGGAUAGGAGCUAAUGCCCCGUCCCCUGUCACAUAACCGGAAAUAAGCUUUGCCUUACAUCACCCGAAAUCUCUUCUCCAAAAAAGCGAACGAAAUUCGAAUGAAUGACCGUGACGAAUGUUUGACAUACGCUAGGGGUCAACGGAACGCGACAACCACUCCUAAUUAAAGGGGCCGGGACCGGACACGUGUCCGGGUGUCACGGUAAAGCCCUCGCCCCUGUAAUAAUGGUCUUCCAAAAAGUUUACAACUGGGUAAAAUCUUCUCAGUUCCGCUGCUCCCUGUUGGAGUUGGUUUAUAAAGAGCACAAUCGGUUCCAAAAUUGAAUUUCUCCAAUCUCUCCCCUCGAUGCGAUCGUGCAACCCUUCCGGCGAAAAAACCAACCCCAACAAAUAUCUCGGCGAGCUUUCGUAUUUUUCACCCCUCCGACGUGUGCCGAUCCGGUUUCGUCCUAGUCCGGACAGGACUCAAGCGGCUGCGGAAAGGAUCCCGGGCAGUGUGACGUCAUACACGGAAGCAUCUCUACCGUUCCGUCCAUGCCGUUUUACCGGUUCAUUUUUCGACUGUGCUGUGUUAGAUUACGUUUCGAACUUUACUAUUACAUGAUCAGGAAGUGGUGGUAGAUGGGUGCCACAGUGGGACAUGUUCAAAGCGUGGAAAUUUGGAAAGGGUCUGGACCCCAGCAACUCGACGCCCCUGCGUCCGUUGACUUCGGAGAUCGCCGCUCCGAGGAUCGACAGUUACCGCUUUUCGAUGGCGAAUCUCCAGGACUCGCAGGAUGUAGACCUGGACGCCAUCCUCGGCGAGUUGUGCGCCCUUGAAACGCAGUGCGAGAGGGAGAUCGGACAUGCACGGGAUAGCAAGCGACUCUCAGGUGACCAGAAAAUGUCACAGCACAUGUCCAGGACGCACAGCAGGUCGUCGUCAGAGGGGCCCAGACUGAAAUUGGACGCCGGGGAGAGCGAUCUAAUGUCAAAGACUGAUUCAGUUCGGACGGAAUCGCCAGAUAAUGAUUCCGCUUUUAGUGAUACUGUUUCGAUGUUGUCGAGUGAGUCGUCGGCGAGUAGUGGAGGCUCGGGGUCCAAGCCACAAACCCUCCACCUGCAGAAUCUUCAGGAUGAAGCUUCAAGGGUCAAGGCGGAGAAGAUCCGAAUGGCAAUGGAGAAGAUCAAAGAAGCCAACAUCCAGAAAUUGUUUGUUAAAGUUUUCACAACGGAUGGUUCCGCUAAAUCUUUACUAGUAGAUGAGAAAAUGUUAUGUUCGUAUGUUACAAGGUUGUUGAUGGAUAAGAAUCACGUGGAGGCCGACCCCAAAUGGGCCAUUGUUGAGCAUCUACCAGAACUGUACAUGGAGAGGAUAUACGAAGACCACGAACUACUUGUCGAUAAUUUAAUGGUGUGGACGCGCGAUUCCAAAAACAAAAUUUUCUUCUCCGAACGGCCCGAAAAGAACAAAAUGUUUCUCGAGCCUGAGAAAUUUCUCUUAUCAAUCACUGAUAAGAAAGAUGGCUUGGAUUACGACGAACAUUCGCGUAAUAUGCUUCUGGAGGAGUUUUUUUCAAGCGGAUCGUCAAGCGUCCCCGAAGUUGAAGGUCCCCUCUAUCUCAAAGCCGACUCCAAGAAGGGUUGGAAAAAAUACCAUUUUGUACUUAGAGCCUCAGGCCUAUACUACUUCCCAAAGGAGAAAGUCAAGUCGGCUAAAGACCUAGUCUGCUUGGCCACUUUCGACAAUAACCAAAUCUACUGUGGCUUAGGCUGGAAAAAGAAAUACAAAGCACCGACUGACUUUUGCUUCGCCAUCAAACACCCCCGACUCCAAGAACCCAAAUCAACCAAGUACAUCAAAUAUCUUUGUGCCGAAGACCAGCAAAGUCUCGAACGUUGGAUGGUGGGUAUGAGGAUAGCCAAGUACGGCAAGCAACUCAUGGACAACUACCGGGCUCUAAUGGACGAACUCGCGCAAGAAGACCUCGACAUGUUGGCCCAUGCCCGAAGUUGUUCAGUUAGUUCAAUCGCGCUCCAGUCCAAUGUGACCACCCCUUCACAGGGGUACCCCAGUAGCGAGGCCGGUUACGGCACCCAAAGCGAGACCUACUCAGCCCCCAGUGAGGCGAGCUCUGGCCGCCACAGCCGGGCGAGUAGUUCCAGCUCGUCGGGGUGCAUGUCAGAUGGGGCACCUUCAAGCUGCGAAAACGCCUUCGAUUCCGAGUUUCCCAUGGGUACCAUCAAGCGCAAACCGAGCAUGAAGCCCAGUCUCCCGCUCACAAAUAUAACACGGCAGUUGAAAGAGGUCGGGGAAACCCGGGACGAAAUCGAUGGUACUGCCCUCCCUUCAAGCCCCAUUAACUCGGGGACGCUGACGCGGCGUCACAGUCGCAGGAAAUCCAGCAAUUCUACUGACGAUUCGUCAAAUUCGGGGACUUUGAAAAGACAGCACUCGUACAAAGCGAGGGGUUCUAUCGAGUCCAUGAGGAGUGGAAAUUCGACUCCUUUGUGUGGGACUCCGGUGAGAGAAAGGGCUAGUCCUUUUGCUGAACGGCCGCCAAGUGGCGGAUCUGUGAGGAGUCCAGUCAGUCCCACCAACAUGGAGAUGCCUUCAUGCAUGACCGAUUCGAUCACGUCACUGCCGCCACCGCCGGAAACCAACGGCGACGUGAUCACUGACUCGCCCUCGUACCAGCUCCCGCCGCCCCCACCGGAAGUAUACAAUUCGAACUUGUCGCUGGACAGCCUUCCGCCGCCACCCAACCCGAACGAACUGCCCCCAAUGACCGGCACCGAACUUACCGGAAGUCAAUUAUCGCUCAUGUCGUUGCCGCCGCCUCCAGGCGAACUCGAUACAAAUACAAUCCGUAAACGAAAAGACAGUGUAACCCCCACGAACGUCUUAAGCCCUGAUAGAACACCGACGAUGUCACCCGAUCAAACACCGACACAGUCUCGGCUAAAUACGCCGUGUUUUAGCCCCCCGUUGUCAAAUUGUAGUACUCCGACCCAGCAGAACCCCCCUGUUAGUUUCAAUUUGAAUCAAUACGUACAAAUUGCCGCACAAAAUCAUGACAGAAACGAGGUGAACGGAUACGUCCAAGCUCAACCACCGGCAUAUGUGAAUCCCCCAAACUACCGGCAGUCUAACACUCUCCCGGGGAACCCCCAGUUUAAUAACAACAACGGUUUGAGGUCAUCGUUACGACAAACGUCACUACCGAGACAGAUUUCCUCCAAUAGUAUAGCGAGUAACAGUUCGGGUUCGUCCGGAAACUCGUACGCCUACAAUCAGAACUCGCCUCACUUGCAACGUAAAGUCAACUUCCAGGACCCCUCAAGUCCGAAGAAGACGACAAAGAAGAUUAGUUUUAAUUUGGUGCCCCAGGAGGUGCCCCCUUUGCCCAAAAAACCGCCCCCACCCAAACGUUCCGAUAGUACGAAGUUAUCAAGUCCGAAAAAAUUGGUGGAGCCGCCGAUGGAUUUUCUCAAAGAUUUGCAAAGAGUGAUGAGGAAGAAGUGGCAAGUGGCCCAGAAGUGUAAACUAGAGCCCACUACCACGCCACACGAGGUGUUGGGGUUCCGGGAUCCCCCGAUUUUGCUCCCCGAUUACAAGGAACAUAACGUUUCCAACUGGGUGCAGGAGCAUUACGGUCCUAAUAACGUCUACGAGAACGUUUACAGGGAUAAUCCUGAUGCUGUGGUGGAGUACGCGACAAGCCCCGUUCAUGUCCGAAGUGAGUUCGGGAGCGGUCGGAAGCGGCCGCCGCCGCCGCCCCCAAAACGCAGCGAAACGACUCAUCUGAGUACGCAAAAAAUGCACUGAUGCUGCGUCUCGUAAUAUGGCUUUGAAAAAUAAACGCAUAUCAUAUAAUGGCUUUCGCAAUAUCCUAGUAGAAUUUUAUUUUUGGGGUCGGACGUAUGUAUGCUGCUUAUUUUUCAAGUGAUAUCUCGUUAUACUGCCAGCAAUCCCUGCCUAAUGGCUAUGUGAUUUAAAUUUAAAUGUGCCAUGUGAGUUAAGACACUUACGUUUUUGUAAAUAUUAUUCGCUCUUAGUGAAUUUCAUUGAAAUGUCAAAACGUUUAUGGUGCUUAUAGUUAUAAAAUAGAGUAGCGAAAUUGUGUUUUAUAAAUUUUAUAACCAUUUUUACCCAAAUUAUUUAACGAUUUUUAUAUAACAAGUUACAGGGUUGAAGUCAGUUAUUUAUUUUCUUGUUUUAUUUUUUUGUUCGUCUCAUUCUUUCUUUUGUAUAUAGUUUUUUAAUGUUCCAGCCGAUCAGGGCUCAAGUAAGUUAGAGUAAUAAGUGUACUUUGUAUGAUCCCCAAUUUUAUAAUCGUAUACAAGAUCUCCACAAUACCAUUGUCAUUUUUGUAUAUUUUAUACCAACUUAAAAUAUUUCUAGCGUAUUUAGAGGUAUCGACUUUUAGGUACUUGUAGAUUAAUUGUAGUCAAUGCAACAAAAACGAAAUCUAUAUUUAUCAAAAAUUUAGGAAAUUUAUUGCGUUUUUUAUGCGUUUCGUGUGCAAUUUUUAAAUUAUUGAAGUUAUAAGAAAUUAUAUAAAUUUUUCUUGGCACAAGAAUUUAUAAGGCGUUGUAGGCUAAAUCAAAUUGAUAUAUAUUUUAAGUAUUCAAAUCGGUAUAAAUAUUUUUUCUGGAUACUAAUCCUUCAAACUGAGUACUUUGUAUACAGUCUACCAUUUCUAUAUACUAGUUGUUAUCAUUAUAGUAUUAUAAUAAUAAAUAUAUUUAAAGAAA